CCAAAAAAUGACGGAAAACGGGGAGUCGGAGGACGCGGGCAGUGUACGGAAGAUAAAGUCUCUCCCCGGCAUCGGACUUCCCGCCGGCACAGAUUACCCGAAUUUGGCAGAAAUUCCAGAAACACCAUGUAAAGAGGUUUUUUGGCGGAAAGAAGUCGCCGAUUGGUUCGAAAUUGCGAAUAAUGGCUAUAGUUUUCAUAGAAAUCGCGAUUUGAACGCGGUUUUCGCCAAAGAUUUGUCCGGUUACUGGUAUCGGCUGAAUAAUCAGACAAAGUGCUUCGAAUUCUUAUUUGAGGGAUUUAAAGACACUACUGAUUACACUCGUAUAUCCCUCCCACCACAGUCUCCAACAUUCGUCGGCUUCAAUACUUUACAGCAGGCGGUUUUUCCGAUGAAUUGUGACGGAAAACCGAUUCUUCCCAAAGAUGAUAAGGGAAAAACUAUUUUCCCAUUCUACGACGGUUAUCCAUUAUUUCCAGUUGACGAUUCAGGUGCAAUUUGUGUACCACUUGGAGACGACGAAAAACCCGUUUUUCCACGAAUUCCAGAAGAAUUUGGAGCUUAUGUGCCCCAUUUUCUCGAUUUUUUGAAAGAGCCGCGACGUGCAUCCCCCGACGUUUUUGAUGGUCGAGUUGUACUGCCGCUCAAUGAGCUCGGAGAGCCUAUAUAUCCACGUGAUGAGCUUGGAAAUGUACUUAUGCCUUUUAUUAUUUUGGAUGAUGGAACACGAAGACGAGCGGUUUUUUGUGCGGAAGAUGGUACCCCAAUUCUACCAUUUCACAAUGGAGAACACGCUCUUGAAGUUCACGAAGGAGAAGUAUUAUUUCAAUACGAAUAUCAACAAAAAAUGAUGCAUUUGGCCCAAUUUUCGGACAAAAAAACGGCCCAAAAGCCCCAGGAAUUGAUGGAUGAACAAUUUUAUCAGCAACAUUAUCAAUCUUAUCAACAAUCGACAAUUUCCACCGCAAAUUCUACAGAAAUUCCGUCGAAAAUCGGCCAAAAUUCUGCGAAAAACCCGGCAAAAUCGACGAAUUUACUGCUAAAACAGCUAACUUUUAUGAAAAAGAAGCAAGAAGCUCCGUCGCCGAGCUCAAGUCCACUUUCUGCAGCAAUUCCGGCUGAACGGCCUGCUAAACCGAAUAAGGAGAAGGAACGGGGCGAUCGGUUCUUGCCAGAGCCUUCAAGGCGUUUUAAUAGAUUUAAUCACCGUAAUCGAUCUCCUCCAUCACUUUCCUCUCGAACAUCACGUCAUCGGUCCCCGGAACGCCGGCGGGAUAGAUCACGAUCCAGAAGUCUGACAUAUUCACCAAUUGAUCGAAAAUCCCGAACAAAUAGUGAUAAAUAUGAUAAGAAACGGGCGAAAAAGAGCAACAGACGGGAUAGAUCAAGUUCUUCAUCAUCCGGUUCAACUUCUCCAAUUCGACGCGAAAAACGCGAAAAAUCCAGGAAAUAAAUGCAUUUUUAUUUAUUUUUAUAUUUUUAUUCAAAUUUAAUUUAUUAUUUUAUUCGAAAAAUCGAUAUUUUUUCUGAAAAAAUCGAUAUUUUUCUGAAAAAUCGAUAAUUUUCUGAAAAAAAAAAUCGAUAUUUUUUCUGAAAAAUCGAUAAUUUUCUAAAAAAAAUCGAAAUUUUUCUGAAAAAUCGAUAAUUUUCUGAAAAAAUCGAUAAUUUUCCAAAAAAAAAAUCGAUAUUUUUUUUGAAAAAUCGAUAUUUUUCCAAAAAAAUCGAUAUUUUUCUGAAAAAAUCGAUAAUUUUCUGAAAAAAAUUGAUAAUUUUCUGAAAAAAAUCGAUAUUUUCUGAAAAAAUCGAUAAUUUUUCUGAAAAAAUCGAUAAUUUUCUCUAAAAAUCGAUAUUUUUCUGAAAAAAUCGAUAAUUUCUGUGGUUUUCAAUCAAUACUUGUUUCAAUUGUGCUUCUUUUUUUUGUAAUUCAAAAUUAAAUUUU
Messenger RNA from Caenorhabditis elegans, 1939 nucleotides. RefSeq lists its product as uncharacterized. Lineage: Eukaryota; Metazoa; Nematoda; Chromadorea; Rhabditida; Rhabditidae. The record is from RefSeq and is marked reviewed.